Messenger RNA from Annulohypoxylon truncatum, 2467 nucleotides. RefSeq names its product DUF1941-domain-containing protein. The coding region runs from base 213 to 2195 and encodes 660 amino acids. The transcript has 3 exons. Lineage: Eukaryota; Fungi; Ascomycota; Sordariomycetes; Xylariales; Hypoxylaceae. The record is from RefSeq and is a predicted model, not a curated record.
AUUAAGUGACCGGAAACUCAGUAAAUUCAAAACUCAACUUCGAUUCCUUAAUUAAUCGGAAAUUCUCUAUUCACUCAGCUCAAGGUGGUACAAUUACAAGUUUAUUGCGAACAAUUUAUCUUCAGGCUCGGUAUCGAGAUUGAGAGUCGAACAAAAAGGAUAUGAAAAUGACCCCUACAUAAGGCUUGGAUCUCAUAUAAGUGAGAAUAAACAUGGACGCACCAGAUGUAUCGAAGUUGCAAGUUGAAGACGCCGACGCAGGCGGAUCGAGUCAAACUAAAGUCCCCUCCAUAGAAAAUAUCCAACAACUUCUAAAGACCAAGGAUGACACCUCCAGAUUUGUUGGCCUGGCUCUUCUAAAAUCAGUCUUGGACAACUCCCCCGACCUCCAAAGUGAGAAGGAAGUCAUCGUUUCAUUAUGGAACUCUGUCUCCCCCAAAUUUCUCGACCGCCUGUUACGUACUGGCUCUGAUCCUGGUUCGGAGUCGAAGAAUUCCAAGGAUAUGCUUGACUUAGCCGUCGCUGUCAUCCAUACAUUUGCCGUUUUGCUACCCGAGGACGCAAAGCAAGAUUCGAAGCUCUUGAACCGGAUACCGAGGUUGGCAAAAGCCGUUCUCCAUAGCUCUAAAGAGACUACGAAAGUCAUCAUAGAGACAUUGCUAACUCUCAUCACUGUACCUGACGGUGCUAAAAGCUUCGCUAACCUCGAAGUCGAUGACUGGACCUCUCUGAUUGAGAUUGCGCCCGAGCACUCACAUGUGCUAACAAUAUUCAUUUGGGCCUGGGAAAAGGGCACUCUUGGUAUUGAAGAUGAGAACGCAAAGGCAUUGAUGAGGGCCAAGAUCAAUAGUGGCAUCCAGUCUUUCGUAUCUUCCUUCAUUGGCACCGACGCAACGAGCCUCUUAGAAUUUGUAUCUCAUAUUCUAAGAAAUCUAGACGAGAAUCUCAUACCACAAAAUCCCAAAUGGAUUGGUUCGAUUACCAAGCUUAUACGGAACUUGGCUACCAACCGGCCAACCGCAGCUAGCCGGUCAGCAUACACAAAUUGCGCUGGCGCCUUGCUGCUCAUUUACCCUGAAUCGACACCACGAUUGUUGUUCCUCGACGAGAAGGACUCAUCAAAACCGUUCUCAUAUCUCUUUAUCAACCUCAUUCUAGUCGAUCUCCGCGCAACCUUACCGACACUGUUAGAGAAACUUAAUGACCCGGAAUACCCUCGUAUAUCGCAACGCCUUACAUCAGCCCUUGAUAUCCUAACAGCUUUCAUCGGCCAGCUCGUCGCCUGGAUGGAAGAACUGGACGAUCCUAAGCCAGGCACGGAUUCGGCAAGUAUAUGGCUUAGGAUAUCUCCCGACCUUGUCCUUAAGCUAAGCCGCUCCAUCGCCGAGACCUUAUCCGUCACGAUGGAGUAUCUUCGAGAUCGCUGGGAUGCGUCAGUAGCUGGCGCUCAGGGGCUACACCCGGAAGCUCGCACCGGCAACGCGCAUACUAACUCCGGCUCUCACAAGACGCUGGCGUGGGAUGCUAAGGACGAGAGGGCAGCUACAGAUGCUUUCAUUUUAUCUGCUAUCCGGGCCAUCGCGCUCUGGGUUCGCGAUGAUGACGGGGAUGUCCUACGGAAAGAGGGUUCGGGCCUGAUGGACAUGUUCAUGGAGUUAUACCAGAGCAGUAGUUCAACAUCUUCUCAACCAAACGGGUUGGAUUAUAGACUCCCAAUACUCGCAGCACUCGAGGGUAUACUCCGAACGUCGAAAGGCAUUGACGCUUUCAACUCUCAUGAUGGUUGGGCAAUAUUGUCGCGCGACAUGCUCAAGAUCCUAGAGGAAAGCUCCUCUCCCGGAACCCUACAAGAUGCAGACUUCGUCCGUGGCACCCGUAUCGCUUUUGCCCUACAUAUAGUAGCAGAGAGCGAAGGUAGCACACCCGAGGACUGGAUGGGAAUUGUAACGGCUGUAGCAGCAUACGAUGUCCCUAGCAUGGAGAGUGCCAAUGACGCUACAUGUCUCGAGUUUCAGACGGAUGUAUUGCAACUCACCACCACAUUGCUAGAAAAUGCGAACCCAGGAAUGAAAAAGCGGUACGUACACUCAGCUAGAGCUAUUCGAGGACUCGCCGAGCAAUUGAGAGGUAGGGCAGAGGAAGGCAGUGAUACUGCAAAGCAGUUAGAGGAUGUAUUGUCUACCUUGGACGCCUAGUUAAUUUGGAUAUAUAUGAAUCCAAUAUAUUCUUUGCUAAAAGGCUAUCUGACUUUAGACAAUAAGACAUCAAAUACCAAAUGGUUGGAAUAGAUCUUGGAGCUCCAUUGCAAAGUUGUGGGUUGAAAAUCUCAUCGUCUUCUUAAUCUACUACACGAUGAACGCCGUCUCACAUGACUCAAUAUAUUCUACAGAAAAAAAGGGGAUAGGUGCAAGUGCUCCGACAACUACCUAGACACUGGAAUCUACCUACGUAUUUUCAUCGUCAUAUG